AUGGAUCUCGACGAUCGGCCAAAGUUGUCCGCAGAGGCAGAACGAGAAGUGACGCGGCUCUGGAGAACAUGGCGAACCGUGCUGGAGAUGCUGGUGGAUCGAGGCUACGCCAUCUCCGACAGUGAAAUGACCAUCUCUCGAGAUGACUUUCAACGCAAGUUCGGCGAUCCCCAGACCGGCCAUGCAGAGCGACGGCUCAUGAAACUACAAGCCUACCCGACUGAAGAAAUGAUCAAACGCGAUACGCCUCGACCGACAAAAGUCAAACCCAAUCCACAAACCACCGCAGGCACAAUCUGGGUGGAAUUCAGCCCCGAGACCACAAUCGGCAUCAAGCACCUGCGGGCAUUUGCCCAACAUCUCGACGCCAACAAGAUGACCACUGGAAUCUUCAUCACCAUAGGCCCUGUCACAGCCGCUGCUCUGCGCGCGUUUGAGCCGCUGGCCGAGCGAGAAAUCACCGCCGAGCAUUUCCAAGAACAGGACCUUCUGAUCAACAUCACGCGGCACGAGCUUGUUCCCAAGCAUGUCUUGCUCAGCGCGGAAGAGAAGAAGGUCUUGCUUGACAGAUACCGAUUAAAAGAGACUCAGCUCCCGCGCAUCCAGUUCGGUGAUCCGGUGGCCAGGUACCUGGGGCUCAAGAGAGGAAAUGUGGUCAAGAUCAUUCGCAAGAGUGAGACGGCCGGUCGCUAUGCCAGCUAUCGAUGGGUUUUCUGA
This is a messenger RNA of Exophiala aquamarina CBS 119918, 717 nucleotides long. Its product is annotated as DNA-directed RNA polymerase I, II, and III subunit RPABC1. Gene Ontology annotation, cellular component: RNA polymerase II, core complex; RNA polymerase III complex; RNA polymerase I complex. Gene Ontology annotation, biological process: DNA-templated transcription. The coding region runs from base 1 to 717 and encodes 238 amino acids. The record is from RefSeq and is a predicted model, not a curated record. Gene Ontology annotation, molecular function: DNA binding; DNA-directed RNA polymerase activity. Lineage: Eukaryota; Fungi; Ascomycota; Eurotiomycetes; Chaetothyriales; Herpotrichiellaceae. The transcript has 3 exons.